CACCUCUACCUCAAAGUGCAUAAACUCGAAGCACGAAAAAAGAAACUGUCUUCUUUGUAAACCGCCGUCCUCGCUUCCCUUCACUUCGACUCGAACUACGCUUAUUUCUCUCUUUCUCUGUACAUACAAAAUCUAUACAAAUAUUUAAUUUACACAGAAACUAACAUAUAAUAUUUCUUAAGCGUUCCUUGGCUUUCUUUUUGGUGUAAAGAUGACAAAAGGCGACGAUUCAGUGAUGAGGAAGAAGAACAAAGCCAGGAGGAAGAAACUCAAUAAGAAAGAAUCUUCUUCUAAAGUUUCCGCUCGUGUCGCCGCCGUUAUCGCCGCCAAGAAGCGCCGGAAGUCCGGUACACGUCGCCAGUGCCAGGGGAUGUGUUUUAGCCUUCCUACCCCUGAUGAUCCCUUCAAUGAUAGGCAUGGUAAGAAGGAAUUUCAAACAAAGGAAACCAAGAAGAAAAUGCCUUUGCAAGCGGAUAAGAAGGCAUUUGUUAAGGGCAAGAGUGAUAUUUUGAAGAAAGGAACUAAUGGCAAGAACAAUGGAAUGGUAGAUUGUGUAGAACGAAUAAACAAGAAGGUUAUAAAUUUGAAGAAUGAGCAGUCAAAGUCAAUUACAUCUAUAGAUAAUAUGGGGCUGAGAAGCCCUAUUAACUUUGGAAGAACAGAGAUUCAGCUGAAUGGGAAGGGUUUUGCCAAUGGUCAUCAAGUACAAGCCUCUGAAAACUCUGACUGUCCAUCAAAGUUUCUUAUAUUGUGCUUGAAUGCCAUACAGAAUGCAUUGCAUCAUGAGGGUACCUACAGUGUUGAGGAGGGAAAGCCUUUGUUUGUCAACUCUUGGGGAAUUGAUUUCUGGAGAUGUUAUUCUUCUGAAACGGAUAUAUUGGAGACAAGUGGGUCUUCUUCUACCACUGAGCAAAUUGCAUGGAUGGUUUCUACAGCUGCUGAUAAUAUUGCAAGAAAGGAGAAAGAAGGUUUUUCAUUCAGCAGCCCCUUCCUUUUAUUCCUUGUACCAUCUCAAGAAAAAGCUGCUAAGGUACGCUCAGUUUGCAAGCCUUUGAAACCAUUGGGAAUUCAUACAGUGAGUCUGCAUCCUGGUGCUGCCUUAGAUCACCAGAUUAAUGGUUUGAAGAGUUGUGAGCCUGAGUUCCUUGUUUCCACUCCUGAGAGACUUCUUGAGCUUGUUUCCUUGAAGGCCAUAGAUAUUUCUGGGGUCUCUAUGCUGGUUGUUGAUGGACUGCAAUCUCUUGGUAAUGGUGGUCAUCUUAGUACUGUGAACUCCAUCAGGCAGUCUAUUUCCGGAAAACCCCACACUGUGCUUUUCAGUGAUUGCCUUGGUUAUGCCUCUGUUCCAGCAGUGCAAAAUCUUCUGACUGGAUCAGUUUAUAGAUUAUCUCUUAAUGAUUCAAUUUCCAGUCAAAGCUCUUGCAUCAUCCAAUCCAUUAGUGUGUUUGCCUCAGAGGAAGAAAAAUUAUUGAAGGGCAUCCAAUUGUUGGAUCAUGCGUAUGCCAACCAUCUCUCUUCUCAGCCUUUAAAGGUGCUGUAUGUUGCUGGGAAAGACAGUAGGUUUCAAAAGUUAGUGUCCUCCCUUAACUUAAAGGGUUACUCCAUCUCAGUGGGUUCAAAUUCUAUCGUUUCAAAAGCAAAUAUCAGGUGAUUUGGCAACCCCUAAUUGUGUACUGCUGCUUUAUUCAUAACCUUUUACAUUAUAGAUUGGAAUUGGUAGUUACUACUGCUGAUUCUAAACCUUAACAAUUCUUGCUAUGCUAGUUAUCCAAAUGGAAGUACUAUGCUUUUCGUUGCUUUAGAACUAACCCUUCUCCUCUAAUCAUAAACGCUUUCACUCUUACUUUGAUUUUCAUGGCGUCAAUUUUGAUGACUUGGAGUCUUGGAACUAGAAGCAACAAAUUUGCUUUACAUGAGACUAGAAGGUCGAAUAACACUAUGGGGGCG
Molecule: messenger RNA, 1947 nt
Organism: Pistacia vera
Lineage: Eukaryota; Viridiplantae; Streptophyta; Magnoliopsida; Sapindales; Anacardiaceae
Exons: 6
Coding region: 212-1651 (479 amino acids)
Biological process (GO): cytoplasmic stress granule assembly; P-body assembly
Cellular component (GO): P-body; cytoplasmic stress granule
Molecular function (GO): mRNA binding; ATP binding
Source: RefSeq, a predicted model, not a curated record